AUGAGCCUGACAGGCAAGUAUCUAUCUCCAGUUGUGGUUUCGAGUAUUAAUGAUUACGAAGAUCUGGAUCCCUAUGGGUAUUCGGACGGUAAGUGGCUCCGCAACGACAAAGAAAAUCAACAGGCCCGUCGCAUUUCGUUCAACUUCGACGCUCUCCGUCGACGAGUCGUCGAAAUUUCAAAUGCCGAAUCCAUCUCAACCUUUGAGAAGAAAGAUGGUGGUUUCAACCGCGUCUUCAUCUUCACUACCAAUAAUGGAAAAAUGGUCGUGGCAAAAGUGCCCGUUUGUAUUGCGGGACCUCCUAAACUGACCACCAGAUCUGAGGUUGCAACCAUGAAAUUUUUGAAGAAACACUCGAGUGUACCACUACCGGCAAUCUACGACUGGAGUGAUGAUCGAACUAACGAGAUCGGGAGCGAGUACAUCAUAAUGGAAUAUGUUUCAGGUGUUUCGCUCCAUGUCAAGUGGCUUUAUAUGACUGUCGACCAGCGCAUCAAAUGUAUCAAGAAUAUCCGCCAAAAUCUGAGCUCAAUGAAUGACAUAUCCUUCCCAGCAUAUGGAAGCUUAUACACCACAGACGAUCAAGUUGACCCCGCAAUAACAUUGACGCAAGACGAUCAAUUUUGCAUAGGCCCACAUGUCGCGACCAGAUACUGGGACUGUAACGUCGGGUUCAGUCGAUAUUACCAUCUUGUACCGCCUAAUCGAGGUCCAUGGAGCGACCUUUCGGCUUGGAGCGACGGACUGAUUGACGCUGGUAUCUCGAGAGUUCCACCGUAUGACAAGAGCAGUGGGCGUCGACCACGAUAUUUUGGAACACCUAGCAUGCACUUGCGGGUGCUUGAAGAAGGGCGUCUGCUUUUGAGGAAGAUGUCGCAAGACCUAAAAAUCCGCGCAAACGCGACGCCAACAUUAUGUCAUCCAGACUUGCAUAAACGGAAUAUUGUCGUUGCCCCGGAUGAUCCUACAACAGUUAUAAGCUUCCUCGAUUGGCAGUCAGCCGGUAUCGACCCAGCAUUCUCACUCGCGGAUGUGAGGCCAGACUUUAUUGUUGCACCUGACCAUGCCGACAACCCAUCCAAUAAUGGUGUAGCCACUCAGUCUCACUCUCAAGUAUAUGCGGAUGCUCUCAGUGUCUGUAUCGAGUUCUAUUUCCCAAACCUGGCUCGCGCACAGUCCUUGGGUCCACAUAUCCUUCAACCGUUUCGAUUCGCACAUCGGACCUGGAUCGACGGCGUGGUUGCGUUACAACAUGAUCUAUUUGAAGUUGCCCGUCGAUGGAAGGACUUAGGGUUUGAAGGCAUCUGUCCCUUUCCAUUACCCGACGCUGAAGCCAUUGCCGCUCACGACAGCAAUUAUAAAUACUUUAUAGCCGCACAAAAUUUGCGAGAACAGGUAGUCAGAUAUCUCAACAUUUCGCCCGAUGGUUGGGUACCCUCAGAUGCCUGGGAUGCGACAAAACUGCUGUAUCAGGAACUGUACUCUCAGGCACGGCAAGCCAUAUUGAGUGCAGAGGAUUCGGACGACGAGGAACCAGUCAAAACCGAAGAUGACCUGAGAGCAAUAUGGCCCUUUGAUUUGUAG
Molecule: messenger RNA, 1584 nt
Organism: Capronia epimyces CBS 606.96
Lineage: Eukaryota; Fungi; Ascomycota; Eurotiomycetes; Chaetothyriales; Herpotrichiellaceae
Exons: 3
Coding region: 1-1584 (527 amino acids)
Cellular component (GO): mitochondrion
Source: RefSeq, a predicted model, not a curated record